AUGGCAACAAUCCAUCCGUCGGCAUCGUUCGAUGAGGAUCAUGCGGCUGAGGCGUUGGAAAGGGCGAUGAGGGGCUACGGGACCGAUAAACAGAAAGUGAUCGACAUCCUCGUCAAAUGCAACAAUGCUCAACGACAAAUGAUUCGAACCCCAUACAAAGUUCGGUACGGGAAAGAUCUUGAAAACGAGUUAAGAAGAGAGCUGUCUGGUGAUUUGGAGGACGUCAUCUUGGCGCUUAUGCAAACUCCCACAAAACGCGACGUGUUGGACCUUCACAGGGCCAUGAAGGGUUUUGGUACCGAUGAAAAAGUUCUGAUCGAAAUCCUCGCCUCACGUUCCAAUGAGGAAAUCCGUGCUAUAAGGUUAGUGGCGCUCCUUGUAAUCGUUUAG
Molecule: messenger RNA, 390 nt
Organism: Ostertagia ostertagi
Lineage: Eukaryota; Metazoa; Nematoda; Chromadorea; Rhabditida; Trichostrongylidae
Source: the annotation of a GenBank genome assembly